UAUUUGGUUUUACAUUUAUAAUAUAUAAGUAAUACGCAUAGUAUAAUGAUAUAAUACUGAAAUACAGCGCACUAUUUACGUUGAAUUUUUUAAUAGUAUUUAUGACCUAUCGUCAUUAUACGAUUACUAUAACCGUCCGCGUUCGUCCGGGAAGGGGCUCGUCCGAUCCGCAACCGACCACUUUCUCCGUCCGGAAAGUUUUUUUUUUCUUCAGAACUCCAUCGAGUGCGCUUUGAACACGGCCUUAUAUCAUAGUGGUAGACGGACAGUUUAGCGGUCAAGUGCUAUUCAAUUAUUAUUUUUUUUUUUUUUACUAUUAUUAUAAUAUAAUAAUACAGUGAUAAUCGCACGCGCGUACCAUCUUUAGCCGGCCGAGUCUUCCGACGACACAAUUUUGCACCACGUUUGCACACCAGCUCCAGAUAUUAUACUAUACACUACAACGCUGCAGUAACAGACGUAGUCCUGCACCGUCAUGGGAGCGUACGUGACGUGGACUUUGGAGGCGUUGGCGUUUGGGACUUUUGUCGUGCUCGCGGUGCUCGUGCCGUACGCUCGUCGAAAGCGCGACUAUUGGACGAGUCGGGGAACGCCGACCGCGGUCGGUUACCGGUCGUUGGCCAACACGCUGCCGGGCAUCCGUCUACAGGACAGGUCGCUGUCCCGACACCGAGACGACGGUAAGGCCGCCGGCGCCGCCGCCGUCGGACUCUUCGACGGCGGCCGGCCGGUCGCGCUGGCUUGCGAUGUCCGCGUGGCCGCGGCCGCGCUCGGCAACGACGGAUUCGCCGAGGAGGGCGGUCGCCACGCGAGUCUCGUACCGGCCGCGGUGGACGCCGGCUCGGCGGCGGCCGUGCUGCCGACCCUGGCCGAGUGCGUGGUCGAGCUCAUCACGUCGCUGGAGGCCGUGGCCAACCGUCGGCUGACCGUCUCGCCGUGGACGGAGGUGAAGCGGUGCGCGACCACGGCGGUGGCCACGUGCGUGUACGGCCAACCGAUGGUCGACUCGCGGAUCAAAGCGUUCGCGGAACAGUGUGCGAAGGCGCUGUCGCCCGCGGGCGGCGGCGGUCGGCCGACGGUCACCGACUAUUUCGCCGCGUACGAUCUUUCGUCGGACGGACGAGCGCCGUCUACCGAUUUCAAGCAGAUUUUCCGCACGGCGGCCGCGAACAGCGACAAGAUCGACGCAGAUGUUGCCGACAAACAAGUGAGAUUAGACAUGUUCGAGUUCGUGACAGGCACUAUAGAACAGACGGCGGCACUAGUAACGGGUGUACUGUACGAGUUAGCCCGCAACCAAAAUAUCCAAAAUCAUCUCAGAGAGCACUUGGAUAGCGAGCUGGACGAACAUCAGCAACAGGUCACAAUCGACCAAUUGGAUCGAUUACCGUACUUGGAAAACGUGUUAAAAGAAACAUUGCGGAAGUACCCGCUGGUGGCUGUUGUGCGUCGUGUGGCCACCAAACCAUACAUUGUACCCGGAACAAAUAAUCGUUGCACCAUCGAACCAAACUCGCUGGUUGUGGUACCAGUGCAUGCGCUGCACCAUGACGCAGAACACUUUCCCGAGCCUGAAGAGUUCCAGCCACACCGUUUUCCCGGACAACUGUCUUCCGCGUACAUGCCACAUGGAAGUGGCCCGCAGUCUUACAUCGGUAAACAUUUCGUUGAACUGGAAGCCAAGCUCAUUGUCGCCAUGCUAGUGUCUCGGUACGAAGUGCACUUGGACAGCUCUAAUCCCGGCACAUCACCAGACUCGUUGAACCCUAAGUCGUUCGCGGGAGUACGCUUGAAGGUGGUCAACCGGAGCGGUGUCCGCGAGCCAAGGAUGUACACUUCUCUGCAGCAGUUACAUAAAGACAAUAAUGAGAGAGCUGGUGACCGGAAAUUUAUGUUCUUCUAAACGCGUUGUCGUUAGGACGAGAUCAACGGUUCGAUAAUAAUAUCGACUAUAAGAGUCAAAAAAAGGGUUAAGUGACAGUUUUACUUAUUUUUAUCAGAGAAAAAUCAAAAAUAUGCAUUUUAGUAUAAUCUUGACAUUCAGUUUUGGAAUGAGGUUAGUGUUAUAUAUUCAGUAUUAUAUCACAUAACAGAAUAGCCUGAUAAUUAAUUUAAUAGUAUUUAUUCAAAAAAUGACUAUACAACCUAUAGGUUUGAUAUUAUGUAUUAUAAUUUAUAAUUGUUUUAAAAUAAAUAUUACACCAAAUUCAUCACUGUAUUGAAAACAAUAUAAGAACCAAAAAAAUGUUUUCAAGAAUAUACCCUACCUAUUUCAUAAUAUUCGUUUAGCAAAUUUAUUAUCUACAAAUAAUUAAAGAAAAAUGACUAACCCGUUUUCGAUCGUGGCAUUUGUAUAGAAAUUUAAAACAUUUGAUUAGCAAUUAUAAUUGUAGGAGCUAUUUAUUUGUUGAAUAUCUCCACAUACAUUUUAGUAUUUUACAAGAGUCGCAUAACCACUCCACAAAUCAAAAAAAAAAAAAAAAAAACAGUCUAAAAAUACUUUUUUUGGUAUUCCGUUAAAAAAUGUGGUUUGUCUCAAAAUAAGAGAUUAAAAUAUAUUGUAUUAUUAAAUUUUUAAUAAAACAGAACAUUGACGCUUGCACGAUUGAAUACUUGAACUGUUGGUUGCUCAGUAGUAUAAUACACCUCAUGUCACUUAUUACCUUUUACCUUUUAUCAGUCGAAUUAUUAUCAUGUGCGUAACGUGAACUAUUGUUAUAGUUUUAAUUUACCAAUAAUAUUACCAACCAUGGACUUUUUUUUAAUUAUGUAAGCUUACAUGUAAAUAUUUAGACGACGUAAUUCGAUAGCGUUCCAAAAACAAUAAUUUAUUGUUUUACUAUUAAUGAAUUUCGAUGAAAAUAUAUUUUUAUUUACAGUGAA
Messenger RNA from Aphis gossypii (cotton aphid), 2883 nucleotides. RefSeq names its product cytochrome P450 6a8-like. The coding region runs from base 476 to 1903 and encodes 475 amino acids. Lineage: Eukaryota; Metazoa; Arthropoda; Insecta; Hemiptera; Aphididae. Gene Ontology annotation, molecular function: monooxygenase activity; iron ion binding; heme binding. The transcript has 5 exons. The record is from RefSeq and is a predicted model, not a curated record.